Molecule: messenger RNA, 1077 nt
Organism: Triticum turgidum subsp. durum (durum wheat)
Lineage: Eukaryota; Viridiplantae; Streptophyta; Magnoliopsida; Poales; Poaceae
Source: the annotation of a GenBank genome assembly
AUGGACGCCGUCCGCUCCUACCUCCCGGGCACCAAGGUGAAGCUGUGCGGCGUCAUCCAGUACGCCAACCUCGUCGGCGUCGCCAUCGGCUACACUAUCGCCGCCUCCAUCAGCAUGCGGGCGAUCGGGAGGGCGUGCAAGAGCUCCAGCAACCCGUACAUGAUCGUCUUCGGGGUGGUGCAGAUCCUCUUCUCGCAGAUACCGGACUUCGACCAGAUAUGGUGGCUCUCCAUCGUUGCCGCCGUCAUGUCCUUCACCUACUCCACCAUCGGGCUCGGCCUCGGCAUCGCGCAGACCGUCGCCAACGGCAUCCAGGGCAGCCUCACCGGUCUCAGCGUCGGCCCGGGCGUGACCUCCAUGCAGAAGGUGUGGCGCAGCCUCCAGGCCUUCGGCAACAUCGCCUUCGCAUACUCCUACUCCAUCAUCCUCAUCGAAAUCCAGGACACGGUGAAGGCGCCGCCGCCGUCGGAGGCGAAGGUGAUGCAGAAGGCGACGGGGAUAAGCGUGGCGACGACGACGGUGUUCUACAUGCUGUGCGGGUGCAUGGGGUACGCGGCGUUCGGCGACGCGGCGCCCGACAACCUUCUCACGGGGUUCGGCUUCUACGAGCCCUUCUGGCUGCUGGACGUGGCCAACGCCGCCAUCGUGCUGCACCUCGUCGGCGCCUACCAGGUCUUCUGCCAGCCCCUCUUCGCCUUCGUCGAGAAGUGGGCGGCGGCGAGGUGGCCCGACAGCGCCUUCAUCGCCCGGGAGCUCCGCGUGGGGCCCUUCGCCAUCAGCGUCUUCCGCCUCACCUGGCGCACGGCCUUCGUCUGCCUCACCACCGUCGUCUCCAUGCUGCUCCCCUUCUUUGGCGACGUCGUGGGGCUCCUGGGCGCCGUCGCGUUCUGGCCACUCACCGUCUACUUCCCCGUCGAGAUGUACAUCGUGCAGCGCGGCGUGCGACGGGGGAGCACGCGGUGGGUUUGCCUCCAGAUGCUCAGCGCCGCCUGCCUCGUCGUGUCCGUGGCCGCCGCGGCCGGGUCCAUUGCCGACGUCAUCGGCGAGCUCAAGGAGUACCGGCCGUUCAGCGGCUGA